Molecule: messenger RNA, 972 nt
Organism: Heterobilharzia americana
Lineage: Eukaryota; Metazoa; Platyhelminthes; Trematoda; Strigeidida; Schistosomatidae
Source: the annotation of a GenBank genome assembly
AUGCAACAUAUUUACACCACAAAAACCAUGACUAUCGUAUUAGGCAUUGAAGGUAGUGCGAACAAGUUGGGUGUUGGAAUAGUUCGAGAUGGCUCUGUACUUGCUAAUCCACGAGUUACAUACAUUACUCCACCUGGAGAAGGUUUCCAGCCAACAGAAACAGCUAGAUUUCAUCAGUCUCAUAUUAUUGAACUCGUUCGGAAGGCUAUUAAAGAGGCGAAAAUUAACCCAUCUGACUUGGAUGCUGUUGCUUACACUAAGGGUCCCGGUAUGGGAGCUCCUCUUCUUACCGGUGCUGUUGUGGCUCGUACUCUUGCUCAGCUGUGGAACAAACCUUUGAUUGGAGUGAAUCAUUGUAUAGCACAUAUUGAAAUGGGUCGCCUUAUAACCGGUGCAAAAUCACCUAUUAUACUGUAUGUCAGUGGUGGUAAUACUCAAAUCAUUGCUUUCGUUUCCGGUCGUUAUCGUAUUUUCGGUGAAACAAUUGAUAUAGCUUUGGGAAACUGUUUUGAUAGGUUUGCUCGUAUUGUGAAUCUCUCUAAUGAUCCGAGUCCAGGGUACAAUAUUGAAAAGUUAGCGAAACAGGGAAGCAAAUUUUUUGAGUUACCAUAUGCAGUAAAAGGUAUGGAUGUUUCUUUCGCCGGAUUAUUGUCAUACUUGGAAGAACGUGCAGCGAAACUCUUAGAAACGGGCGAAUAUACUAUAGCUGAUUUAUGCUUUAGCUUACAAGAAACAGCUUUUGCAAUGGUGGUUGAAAUCACCGAACGAGCUAUGGCACAUUGUGGUGCAAAAGAGGUCCUCAUUGUUGGUGGUGUUGGCUGCAAUGUUCGUUUACAAGAAAUGAUGGGUUGUAUGGCUGAGGAACGUGGUGCCAAACUAUUUGCAACUGAUGAUCGAUUCUGUAUUGAUAAUGGUGCUAUGAUAGCCCACACUGCGUGUUUAAUGUUUAACGCUGGAUUGUCUUUCCCCUAA